AUGGCAAAGAGAGAUAGCAUGCAGAGCAUCUUCGCCUUGAUGCGUUCCAGCUUCGAGGGUUGUCCUCAACUACUAAGGAGAUGCAUCUUCUACCUGCGAAUUUUCCCAGAAAACAGCUACAUUCGGCGAAGGCGUUUGGUACGGCGGUGGAUGGCUGAGGGCUACUCCAAGAGCAUUGGCAGCCAUAGCUUGGAGGACGACGCAGAGAAGCUCUUCGACAAGAUUGCUGCACUUGGAAUGAUCCAGCAGGCACAAAGAAUGACUGCCAUGGCUGAUGUCAUGAGAACAGCCCCGUGGCAAGUCAAUUAUUUGUUCCUGGAGUAUAUCAUCUCGUGGCAAGAGGAAGAAAAAAUUUUCCUCCCACUUGAAGUCUCUGUUCUGGAAGGGAGGUGCAGCCUAAGCACGGGACGCAUUGGGCAGCACCUAUCCAUUGGUAACAGCUGGGAGAGAGACGAGUUUGUGUUUGACAGCUUGGAUUCCUCACGGCUGCGUUCUCUGACAGUGUAUGGAGGGUGGCGAUCGUUCUUCAUCUCCAACAAGAUGAGGGUGCUGAGGGUUCUGGAUUUGGAGGGCUCCUCAAAUUUAAAUGACGGAGACCUUGACCAGAUUGGAGAGAUGGUCCCUCACCUCAAGUUCUUGUCCCUAAGGAGAUGCACGCCAAUCUCUCAGCUUCCGGAUUCCCUGGGUCUCCUGAAGCAGCUCCAGACUCUCGAUAUCAGAUACAGCUCCAUAGUCGUGCUGCCAAAGUGCAUUGUGAAUCUACGGAAGCUACAGCACCUCAGUGCCGGCACCGUGCGAUGGGAUUCUAUUAUUCCAGAUGUGAGCCUACCGGCUGCAGGGCAGCUGUCAAGGCUGUCAAGAAGCAGGGCACGCCAUUUGGUACCCUGGUUGUCCAAGUUAUUCAGAAGCGAGUCUGUUAGCAGCCAUAACGGUGGCGUUAAAGUGCCUGGAGGGAUUGCAACUCUGAAGGCCUUGCACACGCUGAGUGUUGUCGAUGCCAACGCCUCAGGUGGGGGCUCCUUGCUGGGAGAUCUCAAGAUGCUUUCCCAAUUGCGCAAGCUCGGAGUGUCCGGCAUCACCGAAGAAAACACCAGGAUCUGGGAUCUCAGGUUUCCUCCAAAUACCAUCAAGCUGAGUUUGGAAAUGGCUAUGGAUUGGAUACCAAGACAUAUCAUACAGGCUGCCGGGAAGCUACAAAGUUUAGAUACUCUUCGCAUCAAGGGAAUUGGCGGAGAGUUGGAAUUUGAGGGCUCGGGAGGAUUGGAUGAAGGCAGUAGCUCUUUCGCUGGCCCUUUCGGCGAACUGAAGGUCUUGCAGAUUGAUUUCAGAGGCGACUCAUCUCUACGUUUUGAACCAGGAUCGAUGAGAAAGCUUGAGCAGCUGAAGGUAAUUCUCGGCAGAGGUGGGUCUCGAUUGCGUGUUGAUGGGAUAGUGUGCCUGAUUUCCCUCAAGCAAGUCUGGGUCAAGGGUCCCCUUGACGUCGAACACCGGGAACAACUGGUGCGCCAACUUGACCUUCACGGCGGCAGACCUGUUUUGAAGCUGGAAGAGUAA
Messenger RNA from Panicum virgatum (switchgrass), 1554 nucleotides. Its product is annotated as disease resistance protein PIK6-NP-like. The record is from RefSeq and is a predicted model, not a curated record. Bases 1 to 1554 code for a protein of 517 amino acids. Gene Ontology annotation, biological process: defense response to other organism. The transcript has a single exon. NCBI's taxonomy places the organism in Eukaryota, Viridiplantae, Streptophyta, Magnoliopsida, Poales, Poaceae.